Molecule: messenger RNA, 1272 nt
Organism: Loa loa (African eye worm)
Lineage: Eukaryota; Metazoa; Nematoda; Chromadorea; Rhabditida; Onchocercidae
Exons: 7
Coding region: 49-1191 (380 amino acids)
Molecular function (GO): protein binding
Source: RefSeq, a predicted model, not a curated record
UCUUUAAUAAUUUGUAAAAUUUUUUCUACUAUUUUAAAGGGUAAUAUAAUGGAUAGGCAUAAUGAAACGUUCGAAUCAUUUUCCAAUCCGGCAAAUAAUUGGGAAUAUCAUUCUAAUGUAACAGUGAUAAGCACUAAACAAAAAAAUUCCAAUCCGAAAAAAAAACAUAUCAAUCGACCUCGAUCAAGCAGUCCACAGAAAACACCGAAAAUGUCAUCCGAUGAAACAUUCACAAAGAGUCGCUCAAAGUCACCAAACAAAAGAUUUUCGCAAUUGUCAGAAACACUGGAUUAUUUGUCACCACAAUGUCAACUGGGAGGAUGUUCAGCCACACUUAUUGUUCAGGACACAAAAUUUUUGGUUUGCAAACAUCAGCUUUCGUAUGUUAGCGAUUAUUUUCGAGCUUUAUUUUUGGCCAACAAAUCAGAGCCCAUAUCAGGCGCAUAUCGUAAUUCAUGUAACGAAUUUGCUGUCGUUGUUUCAUCAUUUAAACACCCACCACCAGCCAUACAGUUCAAAUGGUUUCUGGAAAGUGCCAUCCAGAGUCCUGCUUUUAACGAUAUUACAGAUGACACAUUGGAGACAUGUAUGAGGUUGUCAAAGCGAUUUCGUGCUAAAUACUUGGAAAUGAAAUGUGCCAAAUAUAUUCAAGAUAACGUAACUGAAAGGAGUCCAAUGGUAGCAUUAUGUUGGUUGAAUUGGGUACUAAAACAUAAAUUCGAUCGGAUUACGCAUGAUGCUUGUCUUCCGUGUGUUGCUGCAGCUUCGGUACAAUGUCUGGAAGAACAUCGGAAUUUAAUUUCUGAACGAUUAUUAGCUGAUUUAUUAGCUGCUAAAUUGAGAACACUUUACGAUCAGGCGGUAACUGUCUUCCAAACAAUUCAUAGCAUGGAUCAUUUCUAUGUUGAUGUUGCUAAAUGUCCAACUUGUGGUUGUCAAAGAGAGCAAGGAAAAGUUCGCAUACAAGCUAGCCCUUGCAGGAAAAUGCUUGGUUGUGAACGAUGUUUGAGAGAGUACGGUUGUAAUUUGACUGGUAAAGAUCAUAAAGAUCUCCAAGCAUGUUAUCAAUGUGAGCACGGUUUGGUAGAAUUAAAUGAUCAUACACCUGAUUGUCAAUGUCAGAUUCCCUUAUUAGCUUCACAUUUGAAAGGACUACAAUUUCAUUUUCUACCCCUCACUAAUCAUCAUUGAUAUUUCCUCCCCUUUUUUUUCUUUACUCUCCAUGUCUCAUAAUUGUCAUAGGUUGCAUCUUUGAACCAUAUUUUCGAUUGC